AUGUCCACCACAGCAAAGCUGCGAGUCAUUUUUGAUGAUCUUACUGUGCGCAAAUUGAUUCUACCAUCCGGUAUCCCCAGUACUCUUCAGGAUCUCAAGCUUGUCAUCCAGAGCACAUUCAGCACUCCAGAUGGCUUUUGUCUAAUGUAUCAAGAUGUGGAGUUCGGGGGCCAAUUAUUUACACUGACCUCUAUAGAAGAUGUGCAAGACAGGGGUACGCUCAAAGUUGUUAAAGUUGAACCAGUCAUUGUAGAUCUCUGUGCAGUGGAAGAAUCAGAUGGCGUGUCAUCCACAUCCUUAGCAUCUCAGGACACAAUUUUGCUCUCCUCAUCAUCUGAUGAAAGUCCCUUGUCCCAACCAUGGCCAAGAAAUGUUGAAAUUGGAGAAACAAAAGAGGCAAUGGAAGAAGAGAGGGUGGUUCUACUCACAGAAGUGAAAAAGACCAACAACGAGGAGAUUAUCCGUGAGAAAAUGGAGAAGACCUUUUCGUAUCGACGGUUGGAGGUUGUCAACCAGAUGCCCUCAGUCCCAGAUGUCAUGGCGAGAUGGCCUGCCCUUUUCUAUGAGUCUCAGGUAAAGGAGGAGUUCAAGAGGAUCACAACUAUCCAUCUGGACCAAACCUUUUUGACUAAGAUGGAUCUCUACACUCCAAAACUCCUGACCAUCUUCAAGACAAAGGGUGGGACUGCAGGCACAAAAAUAAACAGCGUCUUGGAGUCACUCAGUCAGAAACAGAUCUAUAGCCAUGAUGCGGUCAUCCGUUGUCUGAUCCAUUUCCUGGGAGAAUCGGCAGAGGAGCUCAUUAAAGACUACCAGGAUGUUUCCAAGGAUGUCAUCGAACAAGACAUCAAAGACCAUGAGCUAAAGAUCCUUGUGCUGGGCAGUGCAGAGGGUGUCUCCCCAACUGAUGUCAUCAUUGUGAUCGAUGAGCCCCCGUCCCUCUCCAUCUACCCCUCCCCCCUCCCCCUGGUGGUCCCUGGCCAGGCCGUGACUGUGCAGUGUGAGGCAUCUGGCUUCGUUCCCCUCUCUCUGGAGCUGGCCUGGGAGUUUGUGGGGGCCGACGGCAAGCCGCGGGCCCUGGGCCAAGGCAGCGUGAGCGGGCACAGGCAGGCCCUGGACGGCACCUACAGCCAGAGUAGCCGUCUGGAGCUGGACUCUGCCAAGCUGGGCCUGGGCCGCGGAGGGGAGGUCAGCUGUGUGGCCGUCCACAAGGGGGGAACCAGGAAGGCCAAAGUCGCCCUGAAUGUGAUCGGUGUCAGUGCUCCGUCCAUUGAAGACUCCAUGGCGAUGGUUGCUGUAGCUCUGGGCCUGUAUGGUCUCAUUAAAGUGUUCAGUUGGACCUUCAGCUCAGCAGAAAGGGAAGUGAUCAAGGAACAUGCACUCCCAUGA
Molecule: messenger RNA, 1389 nt
Organism: Engraulis encrasicolus (European anchovy)
Lineage: Eukaryota; Metazoa; Chordata; Actinopteri; Clupeiformes; Engraulidae
Exons: 7
Coding region: 1-1389 (462 amino acids)
Source: RefSeq, a predicted model, not a curated record